Serinus canaria (Common canary) is the source of this 7714-nucleotide messenger RNA. It is a transcript of the gene MCF2L2, whose product is annotated as MCF.2 cell line derived transforming sequence-like 2. Bases 120 to 3641 code for a protein of 1173 amino acids. Gene Ontology annotation, cellular component: cytoplasm. Gene Ontology annotation, molecular function: guanyl-nucleotide exchange factor activity; protein binding. Gene Ontology annotation, biological process: intracellular signal transduction. The record is from RefSeq and is a predicted model, not a curated record. The transcript has 32 exons. Lineage: Eukaryota; Metazoa; Chordata; Aves; Passeriformes; Fringillidae.
CUGAGCAAACCUGUGGCAAGCUCUGGCAAAUCCACUGGAGCUGGUUUAUGUAAAGCUCUCUCUGAAAUCACAGGGCAAUAGAUGAAGUUAAUAGGCUGAAGAGGAGACUCUAUGAAAUCAUGCAGCAGGAGAUACGGCCGCUGGUAGCAGUGGAUAUCAUAGAGCAGCUCCACAGGCAAUUUGCAAUCUUGUCAGGAGGAAGAGGGAAGGAUGGGGCACCCAUUAUAACCUUUCCAGAAUUUGCAGGAUUCAGUGAGAUACCUGAUGAUGAUUUUCUGAAUGUGGUCACUUAUCUAACCAGCAUUCCCAGUCUGGAGGCUGCCAGCAUCGGAUUCAUCAUCAUCAUAGACAGACGACGGGACAAAUGGAGUGCAGUCAAGGCAUCCCUGACACGAAUAGCAGGAGCAUUUCCAGGAAACCUGCAGCUGGUGUUUGUCCUGAGACCCUCCCGCUUUAUCCAAAGGGCAAUCGCUGACAUUGGCAUUAAACUCUAUCGAGAUGACUUUAAAAUGAAGGUACCGAUCAUCAUGUUAAAUUCUGUCUCUGAUCUGCAUGGCUACAUUGACAAGAGCCAGCUGACCCGGGAGCUGGGAGGGACCCUGGAGUACGGCCACAGCCAGUGGAUCCAUCACCGAACGGCCAUUGAAAACUUUGCAAUGACAGUAAAAACAACAGCACAGAUGCUACAGACCUUUGGAACAGACUUAGCAGAGACUGAACUUCCCAACGAUGUGCAGUGCACAGAGGAACUUCUCUCCUCACACACCGAGCACCACAGCAAGCUGAAGGAUGAGCUGAAGCUAGCAGUGAAGCAGGGGGCCACCUUACUGACAUGCAUCCGGGAGCCAGUCACCCGAAGUGCCAACAGCAAACUCAGUCCAGAUGAACUGGAAAAUGUGGCCACAGUGGAAAGGUUGUUGGCUCAGUUGGAUGAAACAGAAAAGGCUUUUGAUCAAUUUUGGACCAAGCAUCAUCUAAAACUAGAACAGUGCCUGCAGCUUCGACACUUUGAACAUGAUUUUAGAGAGGUAAAAUUGACAUUGGAUAACCUCAUGGAAACACUAGCAGGUUUUGCUGAUAUUGGAGACAGUGUGACUCGAGUUGAGAACCUCCUCAAGGAACAGAAACAUCUGGAAGAGAAAGGACAGGAACCUUUGGAGAAGGCCCAGUCUCUGGCUCUCCAUGGAGAACAGCUCAUCCAAAACAACCAUUAUGCAAUUGACUCCAUUAGACCAAAGUGUGUUGAACUCAGGCGAAUUUGUGAUGACUUUACCAACGAGACCAAGAAAAAAUAUGAUAUUUUGGGAAAGUCUCUUGAGCUGCAUAAGCAGUUAGAUAAGGCAAGCCAAUGGUGUGAAGCUGGAAUCUACCUCUUAGCUUCCCAAGCUGUGGACAAGUGCCAGUCACAAGAGGGAGCUGAAACUGCACUCGUUGAAAUUGAGAAGUUCUUGGUAACAGCUAAGGAACACCAGCUCUCCAACCUGAAGGAAUUCUACAAUCAGUUUGACAUGAUCCUCACCCCUGAAAUAAAGGCCAAUGCCCAAAGAAUUGUACAAAAACUCGAAGAUGUGCAAGAAAUGUUUGACAAGAGGCAAGUAAGUCUGAAGAAGCUGGCAGCCAAACAGACCCGGCCAGUACAACCUGUUGCUCCACAUCCUGAAUCUUCCCCAAAGCGAGCAUCACCAAAGAUUACCAGACCAGCAGCAGUAGCUACCAACAGGAGGUCUACAGAAAUUUCCUGCCCUCCAAAGACUGUUUCUGAAGUAGAGUUAUCAAAAAAGAAAAGCAUUAAGAAGACAAAAGGUGGAAUUAAGAUUGAAGUGAUGCACGAAGCCAGUCAAGGAGGAUCCAGCAGAGUCCUGGUGACUAGUGAAAGUGAUGAGAACUUGUCAACAAGGAGGAGCCACAUAAUCAAUGAGCUGAUAGAAACAGAACGGGUUUAUGUAGAAGAACUUCAAAGUAUAAUAGAGGGAUAUGCUUCAGAAAUGGACAAUCCCAAUUUAGUACAUCUGAUUCCAUCUGCACUUCAGAACAAGAAGGAAAUUCUUUUUGGGAACCUCCCAGAAAUCUACUAUUUCCACAACAGGAUUUUCCUUAAGGAGAUAGAAAAUUGCAUUGAAAACCCUGAGCUUCUUGCCCGAUGCUUUUUGAAAAGAAAGGAGGACCUCCAAAUAUAUGAAAAGUACUGUCAGAACAAACCAAGGUCUGAAGCUCUCUGGAGACAGUGUGGAGACAGCAUCUUUUUUCAGGAAUGUCAGCGUAAAUUGGAUCAUAAGCUCUCACUUGAUGCUUAUCUCUUAAAGCCAGUUCAGAGAAUCACCAAGUACCAGCUGCUGCUGAAGGAAAUGCUGAAGUGCAGCAAGAACUCAGAAGGCACUGCUGAAUUGGAAGAAGCCCUGGCCACGGUGCUUGAUAUCAUCAAGUCAGUAAAUGAUUCCAUGCACCAGAUAGCAAUCACAGGAUAUGAGGGGGAUGUCAGUGAGCUUGGCAAGCUGUUAAUGCAGGGUUCCUUCAAUGUAUGGACUGACCACAAGAAGGGGCACAACAAGGUGAAGGACUUGGCUAGAUUCAAACCAAUGCAGAGACACCUCUUCCUCUAUACCAAGAUGCUGCUUUUCUGCAAGAAACGGGAGGAGAACACCGAUGGCCAUGAGAAGACAGCUUCAUACAGCUUUAAAAAUUCAUUAAAGAUGAGCACUGUGGGCAUUACAGAAAAUGUAAAAGGGGAUAAUAAGAAGUUUGAGAUCUGGUAUAAUGGCAGAGAAGAAGUCUAUAUCAUUCAGGCAUCUUCUGUUGAGCUGAAAAACACCUGGAUUUCAGAGAUCCGCAAAGUCCUGACAGGACAGCUGGAGGCGUGCAGAGAAGCAAGUCAACUGCACCAAAGAAUCACUGAGAGUGUGUAUCAUGCACCAAUGGAUUCCUCCAAUGCAAGCAGGUAUAGCAGGAAGUCAUCAAGUAUAUAUGAAAACAAAUCUGAGACAUCAAAUGUGGAUGCAUCCAACAACAAAAACAGGAAUUCCAGUCCCAGUGCCAGACAAAAGAGAGGUCCCCUUGUUCCUGCAGUUAAAGUCAAGAGACAUGAAAUAAAGAGUGACCCAACCCCCCUGGGGUUUGAAGAUGCUUUUGAGAACACCAUUUUGGCCCAGACUAAAUGUAAUGCUGGUUCCACCACGAGAUCCGUACCUAGAUCUGCUUCACAGACAGGUUGGCCCAGCAGACAAAUGCCUUCUCUAGACACAUUUGAAGAUUUUGAAGCCAUCCCUUCCAGCAUGGAUGAACUCUCUAACUCUUCUGAUUUGGAGGAAGAGACCAACCCUAACAAUGGCAGCAAUCUCUUCCGGGUUGAAGGCAGUUUUGACAGCUGUUUCCCAGAUUCUCUUUCUCUCGAGGAUGGAGAUUUAGUGCAGUUUGUGCAGGAAGGAGAGAAUGGUCAAUGGUUAGUGAAGAAACUGGUCUCUGAGAAAAGUGACUGGGUUCCCUCCAGCAUAUUGCAGCCAGCAGAGGGGGACAGUAACAACAUAAUUAAGAGCAGCAAUGCAGACACGUACAACGAUUCCUGCAGCACAGCCUCAGUAGAGUCAGACACAAAGGAAACUGAGGUGGCCAAAAGCUUCCCAGCAGAACAGAGGGCUGGCAGCUGAACAGCAGGACCAGCCUUCCUCAGGACCCCGUCCACCUGCCUUUAUCUUGGGUGGACACUGGAUCAAAGUUGCCUUUCUCACAAGCUCUGAGGUUCAUAAGUCACUAAAAUUUUAUCAACAUGAACAGAUGAGAACUGUGCUGUCCACCUGGCAAGCUGGGAAAAACAAACUUGAAAGGAGCAUUAAACAUCCGGAAAACAUCAAGCCUACCUUCAGUAUUAGAGAAGAAAAAUGCUUCUCGCAUUGAUUAUCAAACUGUUUCAGAAGAUGUGGCCUAAAUUAGGUCGACAGCAGAGCUGAAGAGUCUCUAUGCACGCACCUUUUGGCAACUUUGCUUGAGCACCACAUCACUGCAGAGGGGCACGUGGUGGUUAUGAGUCCUUGCUCCACCCUGGGGUCACCUGGAGGUUUUUCCAUUUGCUUGCCUCUGGCUGUGCCUUCCCUGUCCUCCUUAAUUCCAGCUGAUACAUCAUCACAAAUGUGCCCUUUUUGCUAUCAGUCAACACCAAAAACACCCUGCUUGAGGGUGGCUGUGGAAAGGAGACUUCUGGCUGGGACCAUCAGAGAGGCUCCGUGCAGCAGUGACGUGUGGCCCAGGAGGGCCCUGCUGCACACAGCAUUCCACACCUGGCAUGGUGCAGGUGGCAGCUCCUGCCUGGGAGGUGCAGGGCUAAGCAGGGAAGUAAAGACAUGUAACAGCUACUGUGACAAAGAACACUCUGAACUCUUUUUACAGUCUAAGUCACUCCUCUGCCCUCUGUACAAUCUCUGGUUGCUGGAUCACAACCCUUUGCAUUUGGUGCCGAGAAUUCAGUUAAAUGCCAUUUACUGUCACAUGUUUUAGUAGACUGCAUGCUUUUCUUGUGUGCUGGGCUAUGAGUAGAUACAUUUCACCCCCCAUUUGGAAUAUACUUAAGCAUUGCAAAUAGGCAGUGAGCAUUAGAUGCUCCAAUGAGUGGAUAAAGUGUUGUUGUUAAAUACUUCUUUGCAGGACGUUUGAUGAAAGGACUGUACCAAAUCUCUGCCACAUAAGGAUGUAAUGUAUAAUAUAAAGUGACUACAGAUGUUAUCAUUCCAUACAAGCCAUUAGCUCAUUUAGAGCAGCUGUUAAGGCAAGAAGGCAUUUUGAUGGUAAUUGGGUCUUAGGUCCCACAAAAGCUGCUAGUACUGAUAAAUACUGCUAGUAAAGAUAAAUAGCUAAACUAGAUAUUCAAACUAGCUGCUAGUAAAAAUAAAUAUCGACUAAGAGUUGCGAACAGGCAAAGACCAGUCUGAAGAAGCUCAAGAGUGAGUGGCUUUCACUCUUAGGGAUGUUUUGUUUAACCCUCAGACUAGUGGUGCUUUAUAUAAAUAACAAAGAGCACUAAAAGCACUAGAAAUGGAGAUGAAGCAAACCAAAACCCACUCUUUACUAACUGAGCCUCUGAGUAAAGCAGUAGGUGUGUGUAUCAUUUCUGCUCUCACCUUUGCAGGGACUCGAAUGUUUUCUUUUGUGUCUCAGUGGAGGCUGGAGUUGCGAGUACCUUAGUGUGGGAGUCAGGAUGCCUGUGGAGCAGGCAGAUAGUCCUGUUUGAGAAAAAGCCUUGGAACAGGUAAAGGCUUAGUGAGAUUUUUUUUUGCCUGUGAAGACUUAUUGCUUGAUUUUAAGUUGCACUGUGGUGAUUGAAUCCCAUGGCUCUUCUAACCUUCCAUAUCUAAACUCUGUGACUUUUGACAUUUUCUGUUCAGGACUAAAGGACCUCUCCGGAAGCUAUUUUUGUUCUGCUGAGGUAGAAGCCUGUUUGUGCUGGUCAUUUACCUCAAAAUUGACAUGUAGGCUCUCAGGAACACAAAUCCUCUUGCUCUACUGUGGUUAUCAGCAUCUUGCAGGAAGAACUGAUUCCUUUCAGUCCCCUAAGGAAAUAUGCAGUGACAUUUUGUUAUAGUGCAAUUACUUUAUCCUCUUUCUAAAAUGAGUUCAUUUUGGUUUCUCUAUUACUUUCAGUAAUUUUUGCACAGGAACAGUGCUGCUGUCUACCCCUGCCCUAAGCAUAGGAGAGGGAAGGGCUAGGGAGCUUUGAUUGCACAUGAGUAUAGUAAGCUUUUGUGUGUGGGGAAGGGUUACCCUGAGUGUAUGAAACUGCCAAACUGAAGAUUUGUGACAUUGCCCAUGCAUGGAAAGACAAAGGAGCAGCCUUCUGGCUUUGCUGAUGAGACAAAAUGGGGUUUGAUGACUUUUUGAGUUUUUAAAAUAGUAUGCGGGACAGUCUUUUAAUUAGUGUAUUUCUGUCAAGCAAAGUGAUAAUUAAGGGAAUGGGUCUCCAUGUACAGUCUAGAAGAUGAUUUGGUAAAGUCCAGCAAGACCCAUGUGUGUGAGGGUAUGCUUAUUCUGUCUGUAGGUCUUUGACACCAUCCUAUUCAGGUAGAUGGACCUAAAAAUCAUAGUUUUCAAAUGAGGAUUUCAUUUCAGUGCUGUUUGGAGAUGCUAUAGUGACCAUUUAGAAGUCAUUUAAAAGUAAUGGUUGCGACUAAGAUUUGGCUGUAGAAGACACCAGAUCCCAGGUAAAUCUGUGCUGCAGCAGCCCUUGCUGCUGUCCCUGUGCCUGUCUCUGCUCCUGGGCCUGGGCUGGCCACACCUGCUCUCCAGGCUGAGGGUUUGCCUGGGCUCUCUUCUCUUUGAUCUGCUGCUCUCCCGUGAAACUUCAGAAACUUCACAGCCUCAGAACUGCCUUUAAAAGCGCCCAUUCAGGUGUGGGUGGGCUGCUGAGUCCUUCCCUGGCACCAGUGGGGAACAGAGACGGGCAGUUGCACGACACACAAGUCUUGCUUUUAGUAAACCAGACUAGAAUAGAAUCAGGCCUGAUCCUCUCCUCUCACCUGGAACCCCACCAGGUGGAGAACCAGACCAGUGCUCGUUGUCUUGAACACAAACAGCUGCAGCCAAACCACAUCUGAGCUCUGGCUUUUCUUGCCAGUGACAGCAAAGCUCUGUGUGUGUCCUGUUCUGGCCGCGUGUGUGAUGAGAAGCCAUUUUAUUAUCUAUGAUUUUCUUAGAGUCUUGAUAUUUCAAACAGGAUUGGGUAUGAGAAAGGCCAUGUGCUUCCUUUCCAAAAAUACUCAAAGACUUCAAAUAUAUAUAUAUAUAUGUGAUUAGAAAGAUAUAAGAAUAAUAAGAAAAAAGAUUCAAAAUGUGUAUUUCUUCUUGCAGCUGGACUGAAAUAGCUGCUAAGAUUUCCUCUCCCCAGCUGAGAAUUGGUACAGUUUGUUUUUCUUACAUGAUUUCCAUGGUGUUGAUAAUGAUGUAUUUGUAUAUUGUGACUGAUGAGAGAUAAUCAGACAGGAAAAGAGCACAGAAUUACCUGUCCUUUUUUCCAGACAAUACAGAAUGUAUGAGUUUAUUACAAGAAAAAAAAGUGUGCAGAUGAACUUCCUGUAAUUAGGCCAUUCUGACCUGUGUAGAACCACACUUUGUUUGAAAUUUAUAAAAAUUAUAACUAGUACAAAACCGUGUGGUUGAUUGAUGUCUCUAUAUGAAGCAACAAGUAAAAUGAGGGUUUUCUUCUAUUUGAAAUACAUGAAUUAUCAGUAAAGACACAUUAUCAGAGCUGAAAAAAAUCGACACAUUUGUCCAAUAAAAGUUUAAUUUGUCCAACACAUGUGUCAAGAGGCAGAGUAGGGAUUUUUUUCCAUUACCCAUCCCCCUUAGUCAUGUUCUGAAUCGCCAGGACUCUAAGGAGAGUGCAGAGGCUCACACAGACAGAGAAAGUUGUAGAUGACUUUGUAAUAGUCAUAGUUACUCCUGAGAUAUCUGCAUGCCUUUGCCUGCCAGUGUUCAUUAGAAAGUGCUAAUUGAUGCAAAUGCAAGCUGUGGAUCAUGUAGAAAGGCAAGCAGGUGAAAAUGAGAAUGUAGAAACACAGUACAAAUAGACCAAGAUAAACUGGACCUGAUUUCAUGCGGUAUCCAGAUUUCUGGGGGCAAAUUUCACCUCACCUGACUCUUCAAGUCUUUGGUGUCACCAUGUUCCUGCAGCUGAUAUUGGUAUGAGGAAAAGAAGAAUUAGGAACAGCCAGAGGCCAGUGUGGGGGCUGCUUUG